ACAGUGAUUGAAUCUUCUUUUCCUGUGUUUUUCUCCUUCUUUUCUUGUUCUCUUCUCUCUAUCUCCAAGGACCAAGAAAUUAGGGUUAGGGUUAACAAACUGACAGUAAAAAAAGGCUCCUUUUCUCAGUCUAGAAUUCCAACGACAGAGAAGGGGUUGGGGCUUCGUGUUUAGAGUUUCGGAGACCCUUCACGGGGUUUUGGAAUGGGUUCUUCCUCUUCUUCAUCAGUGAUCAAGUGGGGCGCUUCUGUAAAGCUACUCUCUUUGUUUUUGCUGCUUUCAGUUACUCAAGACGGCAUCUUUGUCACGGCCGACUCGGACAAAUCAGUGCUGCUUCAGUUCAAGAACUCGGUCACUGACUCAGCUGGGCUGCUUUCGAGUUGGAAUCAGAUUAUCCCAAGUCACUGCUCGUGGGUCGGAGUCUCCUGCGACGCCAGUUUUCGGGUCGUCUCACUCAACAUUACGGGGAACGGCGGUGGCAGAGGUAAUACUGAUCACAAUGAGUACUCCUGCUCUGAUCCUACUUCUUUUCCACUCUAUUCACUUGGAAUUAGGAGAUACUGUAGGGGUAGUAAAGGAAUUUUAGUGGGCAAGCUGUUGCCUGUGAUCGGGAGGUUAACAGAGCUCAGGGUGGUAUCGUUGCCGUUUAACGGUUUCCAUGGUGAGAUUCCAGGUGAAAUUUGGGGCAUGGAAAAGUUAGAGGUUCUUGAUCUAGAGGGAAACUCUUUUAGUGGGUCGCUACCGGCUUCAUUUGUUGGGUUGCGGAAUUUGAGGUUUUUGAAUUUGGGGUUCAACAGGAUUGAGGGGGAGAUACCGGACUCGCUGUCUAAUUUUUUCAAUUUAGAGAUCUUAAAUUUGGCUGGUAAUCGCCUCAAUGGAACUGUUCCUGGCUUUGCUGGUGGCUUUAAAAGGGUUUCUCUGUCAUUUAAUCAUCUUGGUGGGUCACUGCCAUCUGAGAUUGGAGAGGGUUGUGGGAAGCUUGAGCAUUUGGAUUUGUCUGGUAAUUUGCUGGUUGGUGGAAUCCCUAAAAGUUUGGGGAAUUGUGGGGAACUCCAGACGCUUUUGUUGUAUUCGAAUUUGUUUGAAGAGGUUAUUCCAAUUGAGCUUGGUAUGCUUCAGAAGCUUCAAGUGCUGGAUGUGUCCAGAAAUAGUCUUAGUGGGGCAGUACCUUGGGAGCUUGGAAAUUGCUCUGAGUUGUCUAUACUCGUGCUGUCGAAUGUUCUUGACCUGUUCCUAAAUGCUGAUAGUUCAAGAGGAGGGGACUCAAUGGCAUCCAUUGAUGAUGGUUUUAACUUUUUCCAAGGUGAACUUCCUUCUCAAAUUACGAGUCUUCCGAAGCUUAGGAUGUUGUGGGCACCAAGAUCAACUCUUGAGGGAAGGUUACCAAGUGAUUGGGGUAUGUGUGACUACUUGGAGAUGAUCAAUUUGGCUGAUAAUUUUUUCAGUGGUGAAAUUCCUUAUGGACUUAGUAAGUGCAAGAAACUGCGUUUUCUUGACAUGAGCUCAAACAGGUUUACAGGGGUGCUGGAUCAGGAACUUGUCGUGCCUUGCAUGACUAUGUUUGAUGUUAGUGGAAAUGCUUUGUCAGGUUCAAUCCCUGGUUUUCACUAUAGUUCGUGUCCACCUCUUCCUUUUUUGAACAUGGAUAGUCCAUCAUCUGCAUAUCUAUCCUUCUUCACUAAGAGAGCUGAGGUUCUAAGCCCUAUGCCAUUACCUCAAGGAGGUGGUGGAAUUGCAGUUUUUCAUUAUUUUGGGGGCAACAACUUUACUGGUAUUGUCCAGUCUGUACCAAUUGCACCUGAAAGAUUAGGAAAGCAAACUAGUUAUGCCUUUCUCGCUGGAGAAAACAAUCUCAGCGGACCAUUUCCUGGGAGUUUGUUUGAGAAAUGUGAUGGACUGAAUGUCAUGAUUAUUAAUGUCAGCAACAACAGAAUGUCAGGUCAGAUUCCAGUGGAUAUCGGUACAAUGUGCAGGUCUCUCAAACUUUUAGAUGCAUCCAGGAAUCAGAUUACUGGGCCAAUUCCUCCAAGUUUUGGAGAGUUUAUAUCUCUUACUGGUCUUAACUUGAGUUGGAACCCUUUGCAAGGUCACAUUCCAACUAGUCUUGGCCAAUUAAGUGGUCUGACGUUUCUUUCUUUGUCUGGUAAUAGCUUGACUGGCUCCAUCCCUUCCAGCUUGGGCCAGCUGCAUUGGCUUGAAUUUCUAGAUCUCUCUUCAAACUCUCUUUCCGGUGUGAUUCCUUUGGAUCUUGUGAACUUGAGAGACCUGACUGUUCUUCUACUCAAUGAUAACAAGCUCUCUGGGCCGAUUCCCUCUGGUUUGGCAAACGUGACAACACUUUCAGCCUUUAAUGUGUCUUUCAAUAACUUGUCUGGGCCACUACCAUCAAGUGAUAAUUUGAAGAAGUGCAGUAGUGUUCUGGGCAAUCCUUAUCUGCCCCCUUGCCCCAUGGUUUCCCUUACAGGACCAUCUACAGAUCAACAGGGUAGGGCUGGUGAGUCACAAAGUUAUGCUGCUUCACCAUCAAGUCCAACCCAUGGAAGUGGGAUCGAUGGUUUUAAUUCAAUUGAGAUAGCAUCCAUCGCCUCUGCAUCAGCCAUUGUUUCUGUUCUUCUAGCUUUAAUUGUUCUGUUCUUCUACACGAGAAAGUGGCAUCCCAAGUCCAGAGUUAUGGGAUCUACCAAAAAGGAAGUGAUUAUUUUCACGGAUAUAGGGGUUCCCUUGACCUUUGAUGUAGUUGCACGUGCCACAGGGAAUUUUAACGCAAGCAACUGCAUAGGUAAUGGAGGUUUUGGUUCAACCUACAAGGCAGAGAUCUCUCCUGGAGUCCUAGUGGCAAUCAAACGACUUUCAGUUGGAAGAUUUCAAGGGGUUCUUCAAUUUGAUGCUGAAAUCAGAACCCUUGGAAGCCUCCGGCAUUCAAAUCUAGUUACUUUAAUUGGUUAUCAUGCAAGUGAAACAGAGAUGUUCCUCAUCUAUAACUACCUGUCGGGUGGUAACUUGGAAAAAUUCAUCCAGGAACGAUCUACAAGGGCCGUGGAUUGGAGGAUACUUCACAAGAUUGCUUUAGACAUUGCCCUUGCGCUUGCCUACUUGCAUGAUCAAUGUGUCCCUCGUGUCCUCCACCGUGAUGUGAAGCCUAGUAAUAUCCUGUUAGAUGAUGAUCUCAAUGCUUAUUUAUCUGACUUUGGUCUGGCCAGGCUGUUGGGAACUUCAGAAACCCAUGCCACUACAGGUGUGGCUGGAACUUUUGGUUAUGUUGCUCCUGAGUACGCAAUGACUUGUCGUGUGUCUGAUAAGGCUGAUGUUUAUAGCUAUGGAGUCGUCCUCCUUGAAUUGCUUUCGGACAAGAAAGCCGUCGAUCCAUCGUUCUCAUCAUAUGGGAAUGGUUUCAACAUUGUUCAAUGGGCCCACAUGCUAUUGCGACAAGGGCAGGCCAAGGACUUUUUCAAUGCAGGAUUAUGGGAUGCUGGUCCACAUGAUGAUCUGGUAGAAGUUUUACACUUAGCAGUUGUGUGUACUGUUGACAAUCUAUCCACAAGACCAGCCAUGAAGCAUGUCGUUCGGCGGCUGAAGCAACUGCAACCCCCUUCAUGUUAGUGACUUCUUAAUGCUUUUGUUGAUUAACAUUGUAAAUUUAGAAGGUACUGCCCCAUUUAUAAUCUCUCUCUGUGAAUUGUUAUUUUGGGGUAAUACCCUUUAGGUAGAGUUCUAAUCUGCAGUUACUCCCACCUGUAAAUUGUAAUAUUACUUUACCCCCUCCAUUUUUAACCUGAUUAGGAAAUGUAUCUUGGAAUCUGCAGAAGAAUGCAGAUAUUUCUUAUCACCCAACCUCGUAUACUUGUAUUUCAUAUGGGUUGGUUGUUUAAUGAAGCAUUUCAUACCACUUUUGAAAGUAUCUUUGUUUGCUUUAUAAGCAUUU
Molecule: messenger RNA, 3922 nt
Organism: Tripterygium wilfordii
Lineage: Eukaryota; Viridiplantae; Streptophyta; Magnoliopsida; Celastrales; Celastraceae
Product: LRR receptor-like serine/threonine-protein kinase RPK2
Exons: 1
Coding region: 205-3600 (1131 amino acids)
Biological process (GO): protein phosphorylation
Molecular function (GO): ATP binding; protein binding; protein kinase activity
Source: RefSeq, a predicted model, not a curated record